AUGGAUCAAAUGUUCAGCAAGGUUGGAUCCUAUUGGUUCAACCAGAAAGCCAACAAAGAGCUUAAUUCCGUCGGUGAUGACAUCAAUUCAAUAUCAAACAGUAUUGAAGGAGGAACCAAAUGGCUGGUCAACAAAAUAAAAGGAAAGAUGCAGAAGCCAUUACCGGAGUUGCUAAAGGAGUAUGAUCUACCAAUAGGAAUCUUUCCUCGUGAUGCAACAAACUACGAAUUCACCGAAGAGACGGGAAAGCUUGUAGUUUUUGUUCCUCAGGUAUGUGAAGUAGGCUACAAGGAUUCAACCGUCUUGCGUUUCUUCACCUCCGUGUCAGGUUAUCUGGAGAAAGGAAAGCUAACAGACAUAGAUGGAAUGAAGACGAAAAUUAUUAUCUGGGUAAAAGUGACAACCAUAUUAUCGGAAGGGGCGAAGCUCUACGUGACAGCUGGCAUGAAGAAAACAAGGAGUAGGGAAGCAUAUGAUGUUACAAGAGAUGGUGUACCUGUAGAUAAGUUCUAA
This is a messenger RNA of Lathyrus sativus (Indian pea), 513 nucleotides long. Lineage: Eukaryota; Viridiplantae; Streptophyta; Magnoliopsida; Fabales; Fabaceae. The record is from the annotation of a GenBank genome assembly.